Molecule: messenger RNA, 1799 nt
Organism: Phymastichus coffea
Lineage: Eukaryota; Metazoa; Arthropoda; Insecta; Hymenoptera; Eulophidae
Gene: Mccc2
Product: methylcrotonoyl-CoA carboxylase beta chain, mitochondrial
Exons: 9
Coding region: 104-1783 (559 amino acids)
Biological process (GO): L-leucine catabolic process
Cellular component (GO): mitochondrion; methylcrotonoyl-CoA carboxylase complex
Molecular function (GO): methylcrotonoyl-CoA carboxylase activity
Source: RefSeq, a predicted model, not a curated record
UACGACAUGUUGUAUGAUUGUAGUUAAGCCAAGUUGUUUUUGUUAUAUUAUAAUUUUUUUAUUUAAGUUUUGUUGACUAUAAAUUAAUGAAAAUUUUGAUAAAAUGUUGAGGAAAAGUAGGCGUCUGCUUAAUCAUUUACACGUUGUGAAAAGAAAUUUCUAUCAAGAGGCUUCUGUUAUUGGUACAACACAAAAUACCAAUUCAUCAGAAUAUCAGGAAAACUAUGUACAAAUGAAAACUCUAGUCGAUGAAUUAAAAUUAAACGUUAAUAAAAUACUUGAAGGCGGAGGAAAGAAAGCUAGAGAAAGACAUAUCAGCAAAGGAAAGCUUCUACCGAGAGAUCGUAUUAACGCUCUUCUUGAUGAAGGAUCGCCAUUUUUAGAAUUUUCUCAACUCGCCGGAUAUGAAUUGUACGCAGAAGAACAAGUUCCAGCAGGUGGUAUAAUAACUGGAAUUGGUCGAGUCCAAGGGACUGAAUGCGUUAUUUUAGCGAAUGACGCAACAGUAAAGGGCGGAUCAUAUUAUCCAAUCACCGUUAAAAAGCAGCUGAGAGCUCAAGAAAUAGCACAAGAAAAUAGGUUACCAUGUAUUUACCUAGUGGACAGCGGUGGAGCCAAUCUACCAAGGCAGGCCGAAGUUUUUCCUGACAAGAUGCAUUUUGGACGAACAUUUUAUAAUCAAGCAAACAUGAGUGCACAAGGGAUUCCACAGAUUGCCGUCGUAUUGGGAAGCUGCACAGCAGGGGGUGCCUAUGUGCCUGCGAUGGCUGACGAAAGUGUGAUAGUCCGUAAUCAAGGCACCAUUUUCUUGGCUGGGCCACCUUUAGUCAAAGCAUCAACCGGUGAAGAAGUGACCGCCGAAGAGUUGGGUGGCGCAGCUCUACACUGCGAAAAAUCUGGUGUAGCGGACUACUUUGCCCUUGACGAUACACAUGCACUACAUUUAACACGCCAAAUCGUGUCCAACCUGAAUCGGCAGCGCAAAGUGGACGUAACAAUCGAUUGUGAUUACAAAAUUCCUAAACAUGCAGUAGACGAACUUUACGGAAUCGUUGGAGCAAAUUUGAAACGUUCAUUUGACGUUCGAGAAGUUAUAGCCAGAAUUAUCGAUGGAUCGGCCUUUCAAGAAUUUAAAGCACGAUAUGGAGAUACAUUGGUGACUGGUUUCGCCAGAAUCCACGGCUAUCCUGUGGGUAUCGUUGCCAACAAUGGUGUCCUCUUCUCUGAAUCAGCCUUGAAAGGUGCACACUUCAUUCAGAUGUGUGCUCAGAGAAAGACACCUUUGCUCUUUCUGCAGAACAUUACUGGAUUUAUGGUAGGGAAAGAAGCAGAAGCUGGAGGUAUUGCGAAAAACGGGGCAAAGAUGGUGAAUGCAGUUUCCUGCGCUCAAGUACCCAAAAUCACUGUCAUUAUUGGCGGAUCUCACGGAGCUGGAAAUUAUGGAAUGUGCGGAAGGGCAUAUUCGCCUAGAUUUUUGUAUAUGUGGCCAAACGCCAAAAUAUCUGUCAUGGGUGGCGAACAAGCAGCAGGUGUUAUGGCUCAAAUUACAAGAGAUCAGCGCAAACGAGAGGGAAAAGAGUGGACUCAAGAAGAAGAAAAUAACUUAAAAGAUCCAAUAAUCAAACGUAUUGAAGGCGAAAGCAGUCCUUAUUACUCAAGUGCUCGCUUGUGGGACGACGGAGUAAUUGAUCCACUAGAUACAAGAACUGUUGUUGCUCUCAGCUUAUCAGCAGCAUUGAAUGCUCCGAUUCCAUAUAGCAAAUUUGGAAUUUUUCGAAUGUAAACUAUGUUCAAUAAUG